Molecule: messenger RNA, 559 nt
Organism: Carassius auratus (goldfish)
Lineage: Eukaryota; Metazoa; Chordata; Actinopteri; Cypriniformes; Cyprinidae
Product: FK506-binding protein 4-like
Exons: 10
Coding region: 2-502 (166 amino acids)
Source: RefSeq, a predicted model, not a curated record
GAUGGACUCUUCAGACCCAGGCGCUGCAUCGGUCUCAGACGAGCAGAAGCAGAAGUCAUCAGACGACUCUGAGACGGUGGAGCAGACGGAGAGCGGCACGCAGUCAGGACGAUCAUCUGCUCAGAGGACAGCUCAUCAAACCAGCGCUGAUGCUGAAAAAGAGCAAACGGCUUCUAAAGAGUGUGAGGGUGAAGAAGAGGAGAGAUCGAGCAGGACUCCACGCAGAGGAAGAUCCACCAGAGCGUCUGAAACACGCUCUGCUUCACAGCCCAAGGAGGCGGAGCCAGCUGUGGAGGAGGAGCCAAAAGAGCAGAGCCGCAGGAGUCGCCGCUCCGCAGCUCAGACCAGAGACACUCCUGCAGUGAGACCUGGACUGAAACGAAAGAGAUCAGACGAUCUUCCUGCUUCUGCUCCAGACUCGAGCGCAGAGGUGAAGGAGAACCAUGUCAAUCUGUCAAACAGAGAAAAGAUGAAGCAAGUCCAUCUGAAGAAGAGGAGAUGAUCAAAGCGAGUGAUGAAGAGGAGGAGAGGAAGGAUGAGGAAGACGUGACCCGUGAGC